Messenger RNA from Pomacea canaliculata, 10498 nucleotides. RefSeq names its product putative molluscan insulin-related peptide(s) receptor. Gene Ontology annotation, molecular function: insulin receptor substrate binding; ATP binding; insulin receptor activity. The record is from RefSeq and is a predicted model, not a curated record. Gene Ontology annotation, biological process: multicellular organism development; positive regulation of phosphatidylinositol 3-kinase/protein kinase B signal transduction; positive regulation of MAPK cascade. Gene Ontology annotation, cellular component: membrane; insulin receptor complex; axon. The coding region runs from base 565 to 5064 and encodes 1499 amino acids. NCBI's taxonomy places the organism in Eukaryota, Metazoa, Mollusca, Gastropoda, Architaenioglossa, Ampullariidae. The transcript has 25 exons.
UCAUUGCGAGGACUUGUUUACGUCUUGAUUUUCUGCUGCGGCUUGUGGUGAACGAGAAGCAGGACGCAUUUUGACGAACUUGCUUCAGAAUCUGCUGGGUCAAAAAGACCCAGAAUCCUGGCAGAGUGAUUCUCGACAUUAGCAGUGCUUGUGUAAGUCAUUUGUAUCAUACGGCUACACCAUAUGAAACAAAUCUAGUGAAAGAUAUCCGGUAACCCUACCUCUUGAGGCCAGGACAGAGGUUCAAGGCUACAUGAAGACACGAGAUAUUUUUGUUCCGUGGUUCGAGAAUAAAAUUUGAGUGGAUGUGACUUAACUUUAUCGACGUCAGUUGUUUAGUUUGUGUAACCUGAAAUAUCCGUAAGGGUUGAUUUGCAUCAGAUACUGCCAUGUGACUCUGAAUGGAAAGGAAUUCUUUCUAUGGACUCAAUUUGCGUUUUCAUUCAUUGAUUUUAUCAUCAACGCUAUAGUGGACUGAAGUUAUGUAUCCAUUUCUCGUGCGAAUGGCAGUCAGCCUGUGGAGGACUCCAUAAAACCGACGGAUCAUCUCAAAUAUUUGUCAUUAUGUAUAGAAAUUUAGAAAUUACAAUAUGGUGCUGCAGCGUGUUUUGUGUGGCGCUGGUUGUGGGCUCCUGCAGCCAAGGAAAUUGGAAGAAUGGGGCCGAGACAAGUAUUCAGAAUCCUACUGAUGGGGCAUGCCGAAGCAUUGAUGUUCGCAACAGCGUGGACGGAUUAAAAAAACUAGAAAACUGCACUGUCAUUGAAGGCAAGUUGCACAUCCUGCUGAUUGAUCAUGCUGAACAAAAAGACUAUGACAAGUUUCGCUUCCCCUUGUUGCGGGAGAUCACAGGUCAUCUCCUGCUGUACCGCGUCUACGGUCUGAAGACACUGCGCCAUCUCUUUCCCAACCUGACCGUGAUUCGGGGCCAGGAUCUCUUUUACAACUAUGCUCUGGUGGCUUAUGAGAUGCCAGAUUUGGAGGAGAUUGGCCUGAUCAGUCUGACGACCAUCAUGCGUGGGGCAGUCCGCCUGACCAAAAAUCGCCGCCUGUGCUAUGUGGAUACCAUUGACUGGUCUCGCAUUGCAGUAGGGCUGAAGACUAGUGACCAUCACAUUCAGGAUAACAAGGAUGAGACCAAGUGUGUCAACUACUGUCCAGAUUACUGUUCAUCAACCACCUUUCAAGGCAAGGAGUUACGUCGAUGCUGGACUGCCACUCACUGCCAAAAGAAUCUGGAGUGUAAGUGUGGCUCCAACAUGAGCGCAUGCGUGGAUGGUGGCACCGAAUGCUGCCAUGAAUACUGCGUUGGAGGCUGUCAUGGUAAAGAUCGUGAGAAGUGUGAUGUUUGCCGCAACGUCUACUACCAGAAAAGCUGUCAUCCCAGCUGCCCCCCAUUCACCUACAUGUUUAUGGAACGGCGCUGUCUCACUGAAAAUGAAUGCCUAAACCUGACGAGAAAAGGAGACAAGGCCCCUAAGUGGAAGUUGAUGGCUGGCAACAGCACUGCUCAAGAGCCCAACAGAUGUCUGGAUGAGUGCCCCACUGGUUACACUGCUAAUGAACAGGGCACACACUGUAUCAGAUGUAACAGGUCUUGUCCGAAAGAAUGUGUGGGCAGGGUUGUUGACAGCAUUGAGGCAGCCCAGACGCUGAAGGGCUGCAACAAAAUCCAAGGUCCCCUGGAAAUACAGAUAAUGGGAGGCAGUAGCAUAGGUAUAGAGCUAGAGGAGAGCCUCGGUGCGAUUGAAGAGGUAACUCAAUAUAUUAAGAUUGUUCGCUCGUAUGCACUUCUCUCGCUUCACUUCUUCAAAAGCCUGCGCAUCAUUAAUGGGGAAGUCCUCGAACACCAACACUACAGUCUGAUUGUCAUGGACAACACAAACCUACAAGAACUCUUCACAGAGGAGGUCACGAAAAAUUUGAAGGUGCUCAACGGACUGGUGUCUUUUCAUAGUAAUCGAAAGCUGUGUUUGCAAAAGAUUCAUUCGCUUGUUCAAGACCAUCUCCACAUCAAUGCUUCUAGUAAUGACAUUAGUACAACAACAAACGGAGACCUUAUGCCUUGUUACAUCACAAAAUUGAAUUUAAGAGUCCAGAAAAUCAUGCGCAAUGUUGUAAUUCUGGAGUGGGAUAAAACUCCUUCCGCAGAUCCUCGUCAGGUGUUGACUUAUAUCAUUAACUACAGACUUGUAGAUUCUGAUACAGUGAACAUCUAUCAGGGGAGAGAUGCAUGCUCCAAUGAUGUGUGGAAGACCGUUGAAACACCAGCUGACCCAUGGGGGAACUCAAGUGUUGCGGGUUUGGUCCCAAACCUGAAGCCAUGGACCAAAUAUGCAGCAUAUGUACAGGCUUACAUGCUGAACACAGCCAGUCACCAAGCAUUAUCAGAUGUCAUCAUUUUCACCACAAGUCCAGACUUCCCAACCAGCCCAGUGGAUCUGCAUGCUGCAGCUGAGCAAAUGGGAGAGCUGCAUGUAACUUGGAAAAAGCCAAAACAGCCCAAUGGCAACGUGACCCACUAUGUUGUUUACUGGCAGCUGCAGGAAAUCAACAGCAAACCCUUUGACCAGCGAAACUACUGCACAGACCCCAUUGAUGCAUCAAACACUAAUGGCAAGCACCCUGGGCAGGAGGAGAGCAAGAACACUACUCAGCAGUCCCCAACUUGCUGUCAGUGUCCCAAGUCCUCAGAAGAACUCAUUGAAGAGGAACGAGAACGCCAGAUUGAAAUUGAAUUUGAAAAUUACCUGCACGACAAUGUCUAUUGUAAGAGGGCGGACUCCCUUCCACUUGAGAUUGACCAGAAAUAUAAUCUCACUAUGUUGACCCGCAGAAAACGGCAAGCACACUUGGGGUCUUCUCCUUACAGUAGUGAAAUGAACCAGCAAGGCACUGAUAACAGCAGUCCUUUACCUUCACCAGCUGUCAAUGUCUCCAAUGGCACAGAAGAAGGUGCUUACCUGUCAGCGGUUAUAUAUGACAUGGAAAUUGUCCUUACAAACCUAGGACAUUUUCAAGAAUACAAUAUUGAGGUCUUGGCUUGCCAUGAGGCUGAGUCUACUGGACCAAAGCGCUGCAGCAGUCGUGCCAUUACUGUGGCCAGGACAAAACCAUUAGAGAAUGCAGACAACAUCAAUGCUUCUUCAGUUGAAGUGCAUCAGAGUGUCAACAGUUCAGGAGAAGUGAUGAUAAAGUGGGCACCUCCUCCAAGGCCCAAUGGUCUCAUUAUCAAAUACUACCUCCAGUAUCGUUCUGCUAAUCGAGAAGAUGUGAUGUUCAGAAAGGUCUGUGUAAGUCAACGAAAAUACCAUGAACACAGCGGCUAUCGUUUGACCAACAUGGAGUCUGGCAAUUACACUUUCCAGCUUGCUGCUGUGUCACUGGCAGGGAAUGGCUCUUACACUCCACUCAUGUACUUUUAUGUGCCACCUCCUCCAGCUGUAGAAGAGGCAAAGAAUAACAUCAUCAUCAUUACAGUGAUUGUUGGUGUGAUAAUUGUCAUCAUCGUCACUGCAGGUGUCAUCUUGUUUGUAAUCAAGAGCAGAUCAACCAAAACUGACUUGACAGUCAUAUCACCAAACCCAGGCUACAUGCCUUCUGGAGACAUGUACAUUCCCGAUGAAUGGGAAAUUGACCGUGACAGUGUUCAGCUGGUGAAGGAGCUUGGUCAAGGGUCCUUUGGCAUGGUGUAUGAAGGUACUGCCAAGAAUAUUCCUGGCUUUGAAGGUGAAAUCAAAGUGGCAGUCAAGACAGUCAAUGUGAAUGCUGGAUUCCAGGAACGGUGGAGUUUUCUGCGGGAGGCAACUACCAUGAAGGCUUUUAAAUGCUACCACGUGGUCAGGCUGUUGGGUGUGGUCUCUAAAGGACAGCCAUGCCUGGUAGUCAUGGAACUGAUGGCUAAUGGUGACUUGAAGAACUACCUUCGGCGGCAUCGUCCUGAUGAAGAGGACAACAAAGGUGCUCGUCCUCCCACCAUCAAGGAAAUGCUGCAGAUGGCUGGCGAGAUCGCUGAUGGCAUGGCAUAUCUUGCUGACAAAAAAUUUGUACACCGUGACUUGGCCGCUAGGAACUGCAUGGUUUCAGAGAACAGAGUGGUAAAAGUCGGGGAUUUCGGCAUGACAAGGGACAUCUAUGAAACAGACUAUUACAGGAAGGGUGGCAGAGGCUUGUUGCCAGUCCGUUGGAUGGCACCAGAAUCGUUGAAGGAUGGUGUCUUUACAACCAUGUCUGAUGUCUGGUCCUAUGGAGUGGUGCUGUGGGAGAUGGUAACACUGGCAGCCCAGCCAUACCAAGGUAUGACUAAUGAAGAGACACUUCGGUAUGUCAGCGAUGGCCACAUCUUGGAGAAACCUGCAGGCUGUCCAGAAGAACUGUUUAACUUGAUGAGCCGAUGCUGGGAGUUUAAGCCAAAGAAGAGACCCACUUUCAAGAUGAUCAUCGAGGAUCUGGUGCCUAACCUGAACCCAAGUUUCCAACAUGUGUCCUACUUCUUCAGCGAGGAGAGCCGUACCAACAGUGACAGUGAGCUGCGGCAUGCACAGCUCAACAGACAAGGUGUGGAGAGAGAGGAGGAGGAGGAGGAAGAAGAUGGUUUGGACUGUGAAGAGGAGGAAGAUGAAAUAGACUUGGAGUAUGCUGGCCUCAGUGCUUUAGAAGAAGAGUCUCGGAUCCCAUUCAUGACAGCAGAAGACCCCAGCCACUACCACCAUCACUUCCCCCUCCCCCACCCACAGGCCUGUGCCUCUCAACGCUCCCCCUCACAUGGCAAGCGGGGGGCAUCAUCUUCGUCGUCACUGCGUGGAGCUGGUGCCAGUGGUGGGCCCAGCAGCAUGGUAGCAGGAGCAGGGGCAGGGUCUGGAUCAGGCUCACCCUGUGAGUGUGUUCUGCUGGAGGAGCUGCCCAAUGGCCAUCGCCUGUCUGCUUGCUCCAGCCCCGUCUCCAACGCCAACGCCAACAGCGAUGGCAGCAAGGGCAGCAGCAAAAGUUCGGGCAGCUACUCCCAUAUGAAUGGACUUGCCAAUGGCCAUAUAUUUAACCCUUACACGCGGACGGCACCAUGCUAACCAUCGACCUUGUGCAAAAAAAAAAAAAACUCAUCCUGUGAACCCGCUUUGCUGUGUGUCCUUGUGUUUGGGGGUUAGGACAAAAGGUUUUGGUAGCCAGCUGCUCAGCCUGCCAGCAUGGGAGAGAGAACAGUGCCUGUGGAUGUGGCAGUGGGUCUGCUUGUGUUUUGUCUCGAGGCUGUGUGUGUGAGGGGAGGGUGGGAUUUGUGUGUGUGAAAAGGGGUGGUAGCAUGAGUUUAUGACCAGGACUUUCAAGAGCGAGGCAAAAAUGAAUGUGUAGAUAAAUGGGAGGCAUAUUGCCUGGUCAUUGAGAACGAGGCAGGCCAAAUGUUAUUUGUGGCAUUGUCAGCAACAUUGGUCCAUCUAGGCAGGAAAGAGUGCAGGCAGAGAAAGGCAGGCGAUUUCUGCUUCAAAACAGCAGUUGUGACCUCUACAACCCCUGUAUCCUGUCUGGGCUGCUUGCUGAAUGCAUGUGCGGCAGCAGUGUGUGAUAAGUGGGCAGAAGAUUCUUGGGGUGGCCAGAUACGGCAGACGAAACAAACUGCUUUGUUGAAUGGAGUGCAUUCUUGGCUGAAGGGAUACUAUUUAGUGUAGUGGAGGGGGCUCUUGUCUGUGUGGCAGUUUGAAUCCUUAAAAUCUCAUCACCACCUGGAAAAAGAUUUGAAAGUCACGUUAUGUGUUGUUUCUUGUAGAAGGCUGGCAAAAGAGGUGGUCUUUUCCAGCAGAUUGUGGACUUUUAAGUUUCGGGAUGAGAUGUGACUGGGUCCUCAAUAUUGCAAUAUGGCAUAUUGGGUGGGCCACAGCAUUUUUCACUAAGCUCUGCAUUAAUACUGCAGGGGUAGAUGACCGAGAAUCAGGGCCUGUCCAAGACAUGAAGUGAACUGAAUUGUGUUUCUGAGUGUGCCUUUGAGAAAAAAGGAAGACCAUUUGUGCAUGUGACUGGGCCGCUCUGUUGAAACAUUUGUUUGAUCCAAGAACCUAGAUUAUUUUGACACUUUACCUUCUUGUGUACAAGCACAUGGGCCAGUGUAUAUGGGUGUCUGUUGGUGCAUGCAUGUGUUGUACAGAUGUGUUCUAACAUGGGCCAAUUGCAUUGUUUGUCAGCUUAAAAUGUGUUCUGUUUCAGAUUGCAUCUCACUUGUUAAAUAGCUGAACUUUUCAAGGUGGAAGCGAGGGGAACUGUAGGGGAGGGAAAGAAAAUAUGGAAAUAACAUGUUUUCCCCAUUCAUAACCAUUGCUGGGCUUUAACUGCAUCUGUUUGCAUUUGCACGGAGCUAUUCCGUCUUGAAGGAAUUAGCGAAUUUUCAUUCUUGUGAAUAGACACGGACCAGCCCUUGCCUUUUUGUGAAGGAAUGUCACAUAUGGGAAGGGGAGAGCACAAAUCUCCUUAAGUUUCUGACACAAGAUAAAUGGAUUGGGGCAGCUCAUGAUCUGCUCCUGGAAGCACACAGAGCAGAGGCACUGUGAGGAUUUCUGAUGGUCUUGUAAAAAGAGGGUUAAGUUAUAUUGGGGGAACACAAAGGAGGGGGGUAGGUGUGUGUGCGAGAGAGGUCAUGCUGACAAGAAAGCUGCAACUAUUGUCCGGUGUCAUAAUGCUUUUCUUGCCGUACAUGCUAUACUUCCCCCUCUCAUCACAGCAUCCAGUUGCGUGGUGCUGCGUUUGGCUUUUGUCCAUUUCUCUCACUGUUUGUCCUUGCACUUGCUUUGAAAUCUGGAGGAAGGGGAGGUUGAAAGAGGUGGAGAUUUUCAUUGGACAACACUAUCACCAGUUAUUAAGGUAUGUCAAGCCAGAGAGAAUUCUGUCAGUCCCGCCAUCUCGACAUUCAUAAGCACGUACAUCACCGCUCUUCUGCUUGUAUUAGUGGCGUCCUUGCAGAGGUUGUGAGUAAACUGAUUGCAAGAAAGCAUAAAUGUCCAGAUUAAUGAUUCUUUACCAUCUGCUGACUUCUUUUGUCACAGAAAAUGGUAGGGUAGAUUGAAGCAUACAACAUAAAUUAAUGAGAUGCAUAGAAAAUGAAAAUUUUAAUGAUGUUUAUUUCCUUUUUUGUGGAUAUGCAUCUCUGUGCAUUAGUCUGCAUAUAUUUAUAUAUAAAUGUCAGAGAAGGAAUAGGCAAGGUAACAGGAGAUGAACUGAACUGAAAGGGUUGGGAGGCAGUAUUUGUUGGCAACCAUAGUGAUAUGAAGUACAAGAUGCUCAGUGCUAAGAUGAAAUUAGAAGAGAAUUCUAGUGUAAGUAUGAACAAGUCAAGAAGAGCAGGCUCUGCAUAGCCAGUUGUUACAAAGUACCGCAAAGACAUGGCCUUGGUUUGAUUCUCUUUCCAUCUUGUUCUGUAUUUUUUUUUUAAAGUUCGAGCAAGGUCAUACCAGCCUGCAAAUUUUGCAAACAACUAUUGAUCCUGAUUCUUGGAAAAAAGUCCUCAAAAUUAGUUUAGUGGUUUACCAAAAAGUGUGAGUGUAGUGAAUGUGGGUUUUUUUUUAAAAUAUAAUGCUUUAAAAAUGUAAAUAUUGUUUUUAUCCUCAUCUGUGAUGUACUGAACAUACGUCAGAUGAAGUAUGGAGAAUACAAUUGUAUAGUUUCAAGAAGGGCUAGGGCUCAGUUUUUAACAAAUUCUGCAUUGGCAGGUUGCUGUACAUUAAAUACAUUAAGUGUGCUGCAGAAUGCGUGGACCCCCCUCCACCAAGUUUUAUCAUAUGGACUUUAAAUCUUGAUCUUGUCACAGUCUGUUUUAGACAUUUUGUGUCUUUUCUCCCCCAGACAUAUGUUGCUAUUUGAUGUUGGCAUUCUGCUGUUGAUUUGCUUGAAAGAAUGUGUGCCUCUGUACUGAGUCUUGUCAUCUCAAGUCAUAUCUCUAUUUAUUUGUGGACCAAGUUGAAAAGAAUCAAACUCGCCCCGGAGAUAUUUAUUUAUAGGAGUUUUCCCCUCCCAUUCUUGUCUCAGUCAAGAAAAGUUUAGUUUCACACAACAAUGUGUGUAAAUAACACACAUAUAUAUCACAUGCAGACACACUUAGACACAUCCAUUGAACAUUCUUAUUUUAACCACAGCCAUACCUGUAAAUAACAAUAUAUACACACAUCUACCAUGAACUUCUUACCCCAAGUGCCUGCAGUAGAUAGUGCUAGGAAGUUUGCCAGCAUUUUACGACUGUUGUGAUAUUCUGGGUAUGUGCAUGUGUGGAUGGGUGUUUACGUGAGUGGGUGGGUUGGCGGGGGAUGAAGGCAGUUGCUGCAUCAUAACACAAUAUUUCUUGAUGGAAAACAUUAAAGUUUUUGCAAGGUUUUUGUAUUUGAUCAUAUAAUCUAGGGGAAGGAAGAUGGGAAUAUUGCAUACAGGUGUGAAGGAGGAUGCUAGGGCUAGACAGGUAUUUGCGUACGGAUGUUGUGAGUUGUGGGGUUUACAAGCAUUUAAAGCAAUGUCCAUACUUAUCAGGAGAUGAAAAGGGGGGACACAAACCAUUCUAACAAUACACUUAAACUGAUGAAAGAUUUGAUGAAAUGUAUGAUACCUUUGUGUAGAGGGGGGUAGGGAUUUCAAGCAUUCAUUGUUAGAAGCAGAUGUUGAAAAGCUACUGUUUAAAGCCCUGCAACAGUUUCUUUAAAUGAGUAACAUUUUUGAAAUGCUAGAGAAUUUUAAGGUAUCUAUGUAUUUUAAUUAGAAAUGUGGAUGGAUCUUUGAAAAAUGACUGUAUUUUCAUGAGAUGUAACUGUGGAAGAUUACAUUCAUUUUACAUAAUUGCCAUCCAUCCAGACGAGAAUGCCAGUUGCUAAUUGUGUUGCAAGAAGCGAUAUUACUGUAGAUUUUACUGUAUAAUUAAUUGCUGUUUUAGAUUUGUAUGUUAAAUUUUGAAGUGUUAACAAGUUAGAUGUACAACAGCCAUCAGGUUGUAGUGUUCAUUUAGAAUUCCGUUUGUUGUACAUCUGUAAGUCAAUGAAAAUCUUGUGGGCUUUACUAUCAUCAGUGAUGGCUAAAAAAAAUGUAUAGUCACGCAGAAGGUGCUUAUAGUAUAUUUUAAAACAUAUCCACACAAUAUGCUAUAAAGUAAACAGAAAAGUGAUUUUUCUUGGAGGAAAAAGAGGUCAAUAGAAAGCAUUUGUAAAAUUUGCCUGUGAAGCUUAAAAGUAGUCAUAAUUUGCAGGUUUUGGAUUUUGUUCUCUGUGCUAGCAUAGUUGUGUGCCACUGCUUUAGAUCUCUAUUUCGAGCCGGAUGCUGCCUAGUUCAUUUGCUCCCCUUUAAAAUGAGAUACACCUGAUAUGCUAUUUUGUCCAAGACUGGUACAUGUACCUUGAGUCAAGUUUAUGGUGUUCAGGAGCUUGCAGCUCUAGCUAUUCAUGGUACAUGAACCUGUGUUUUGUGCACCACACUUCUCCACACAAAUCAGUUCUGAAAUUUGAUUUUGUCUUCUCCCCUAAAAAUGUAACCUUUGAGCUACUUCAAUGUCAUUUAUGCUCACCAUUGCUGUAGACAGAAUGCCAGUGCUGGUAUGAUACUUAUUGCAGUUUUCAUGGAUGCAGCAGCAGAGAAGGAGAAUAAGUGAUCUAUUUAAAACCAUGCUUGAUAUUCCUUUUAUUAUUUUUUUGUAUGAGCAUUGGAAUAUUAGAAUGGUAUGUCCCUACUUUUCGUUUGUAUACAUGUGUGCUUGAUGAGAGAGACAUGGGGGAAGGGUAGUGUCAGAAAACCAAGCAUCAAACUUUGUGACACUAGAGGUCAUGUGUGAUAACAUUGCAGUAGUAGUCCAACCAGUCAUUCGAGUCACUUUUCUGUCGCAAUUUCCCCUUCAUGCCAUGAGAAUGUUAGUUUUCAGUGGAGAAAUGGGCUUGCUUGUGGUAGAUUUAAGUGCUAUUUAGAGAGCACUUUGCAGAGGAGUAAAUGAAGCAGAGUCUAGCUCUGCAAGCACAGGGAUGAAGACAUAAACACAUAAUUGAACUUGCAUGUGAACAGCUGCAAAUUGAAGCAGUUUUUGUCUCUUGCCCACGUUGCCACCUGUGAAUACAAUACCACCUGUGUGUUGUGGCGUCAUCAAUGUUAGAAAUGUCAACCAUGUUCAUGCACAUAACCCAUAUUGCAUAAGAUGCAAACCAAGUAGAAGUAUUGCAUUUUGCAUGCGAGAGACAGGCUGCCUGAGGAGCAAAAGGUAUCUGCGUACUAUGUGCAGAUGCAAAUUGCUGCAAAUGACCAGUGUAUUCUGAGAGGAGUGGGGAAGAUGAAAGGGAAGGUGGGGAGGUAUGCAUUGUGUUUAGACUUUGAGGGAGGGGAAGUGUUCAAGUUGUUUGUUCAGAACAGUUCUGGUUUGACCUUUUCAUGUAUGGAGAGAACACUUUGAUGGAAAAAUUUUCUCCUGGACAUGAUUUCUUUGGUGGCAAGAUUUGUAUAUAUAAAUAACAUUGUCAUAAUCAUAACCUUUUAUUGGAAAUAAACUUGGAUCAAAAUUGUUCA